Saccostrea echinata is the source of this 618-nucleotide messenger RNA. RefSeq lists its product as uncharacterized. Bases 112 to 558 code for a protein of 148 amino acids. The record is from RefSeq and is a predicted model, not a curated record. The transcript has 4 exons. NCBI's taxonomy places the organism in Eukaryota, Metazoa, Mollusca, Bivalvia, Ostreida, Ostreidae.
CGUGUCAUCGUUAUUGCUUUAUCGCACUAUCGUCAUCGUGUCAUCGCACCAUCGCUCUAUCGACUAGUACUUUCUAUAACCGGAUAACAUUCCCAGCAGUCAUUGCACAACAUGGCGUUUGUUGACGAAAAGAUUCAAGAAUAUUUCUUUAACGGAUACGAUAAUAAAGAAAUCAUAUUCCUUCUUUGGAGUAAUUAUGGUGUGAAAAUAAGCUGUAGACAUUUGAAAAGGCGCAUGACCAGACUUAAUUUGAGAAGACGGAGAUCAUACAAUGUGGAUAUGGCAAUAAGGGCUAUUCAGGAAGAAAUGAUGUUCAGUGGACAGACUCUUGGGUGUCGUUUGAUGAAACGAAGACUUCUUCAGAAACAUGGCAUCUUUAUAGGAAGGGAUAACAUGUUGUGUUUAUUGAGAAUAAUCGAUCCUGAUGGAGUUGAUCUAAGAACAAGUCACUGCUUGACAAGAAGAAUGUAUCUAAACAAUGGACCAAAUUAUCUUGCACAUGUUGAUGGGUACUACAAGUUGAAGCCAUUUGGCUUCGCUAUACAUGGUGCAAUGUGAUCAAAUCUAGAAAAAUCGUCAGUAACAUCUACAUUUUGAUGAAAGCUCAUUAUUUUUAAU